AUGAUUCAACUUAACAACUGGAGGAGACAGCUUGUGGUUCUUUUGGAAGAACCUUCUGUUGAUUAUGCAUGCACACCAGAGGAAGUGCAGCAACACUUUCAGUCAUGUGGUACAGUGAACAGGGUCACUAUCCUGACAGACAAGUUUGGUCAGCCUAAAGGUUUUGCUUAUGUGGAAUUUGUUGAAGCCGAAGCUGUUCAAGAAGCUAUCCUGUUGACCGAAACUGAAUUGCAUGGCCGACAAUUGAAAGUUCUGCCUAAGAGGACCAAUGUUCCUGGAAUGAAACAAUACCGUCCUAGGCGAUUGAAUCCUUACAUGGCGUACGGCUUCAGGAGGCCUUAUGCUCCUCCUCCUUACAUGUAUUCCCCUUACGGAUAUGGGAAGGCUCCAAGGUAUAGAAGGCCAAAUCGUUACAUGCCAUACUAUUAG
This is a messenger RNA of Vicia faba (fava bean), 429 nucleotides long. The record is from the annotation of a GenBank genome assembly. NCBI's taxonomy places the organism in Eukaryota, Viridiplantae, Streptophyta, Magnoliopsida, Fabales, Fabaceae.